AUGUCGGCACGAGCCGAGCGGUUCGAGGAGGAGAAGCGCCGGAUCAUCGAGAGCUGCUUCAGCAAGAAAGACCCAGUCGACAACUCGCUCCUCGAAACCUACAUCACACACAUUCGCAUCCUCGAGUUCUCAACACACCCCACUUCCCCGCCGCCCCCAGAAGCGCGGACGCCCCAGACAGAGAAACCUCGCGUGAUCAUUGUCGCCGUGCGCAAGUCGGGCCGCGUGCGCAUGCACAAGUCCAAGGAGAAUGCAAACGGUACCUUUUCUAUCGGCAAGACCUGGGACCUCAACGACAUGACGGCCAUCGAAUCGUUCACAGACCCCAAUGGCGAUCCGCAGCUGCGCAGCUGGGCCGGCGAUGUUGGCUUCAUUGUCAACCUGGGGAAGCCGUACUACUGGCAGGCGCAGACGGACAAGGAGAAGAAGUUCUUCAUUGCCAGUCUGAUCAAGAUCUAUGGCAAAUACACGGGUGGCAAUGUGCCCGAGCUCCGUGGGUUCGAUCCUAAGGAGAACGACCAGGUCCUCGGAGCCCGCCGGGCACAACCGCCUCCGCCGCUCGCUGCAGCCCAGCGAACACAACCGAGCACGAUCGGGUCUCGUCCACCUUCACGUCCCGAGCCUACGCCAGGUACUUCGCAGAAUCCCAAGAUGGCCCCACCAUUAUCGGCUGGAGGACUGCCUCAAAAUAACGACAUUAGGCCUUACCGACCGAGUCCUCCACCGCUCCGCAACCUGGCUCCACCAAACGGCUCAGCAACAGACUUGAGUAUUGACUCGGGGAGCAGGUCAGGAAGCAGGCCACCCCCAGACCUGAGGAGAGUGGCGGCCAGCAACAAAAGCCAGGACUCCGUGGCGACAUCAAUCAUGUCAAAUGCGAGGAGUGAGGACACAUCAAGUCUUCCCCCUCGGUCUAGAGGCGGAAUGUCUGGCCCAGGGGCCUUUGGAAGAUUCGGCGAUCCAGGGAGCCAAUCUUCGACUCCUCCACAGAUGCCAUCGCAAACACCUGGUCAGCUUGACCUGCCGGAUAGGAGGAGACCGCCGAUGGAUCCCGCACGAUCUCAAGGCCAGCCCGACAGCGAUCUUGUGCCUGCUCCUUUGAUGAGCCCAGGGAACCGACGUGAACCUCGCGAGCCUCCCCCUCGAAGUACGGAGCGCAUGAGGCAGAACUCCCUCAGUCAGCGAUCCGACACCAGCUCUGUCAGAGACAGGUCUGCCCUCCCACCAGCUGCUGGUCCACCGCCCUCCAGUCCAGUGCCACCAACGCCUGAGCCCCCGAAAACACCGACCCCAGUCCAACCAGCAGAGCCAGCACCUCUGGCGAUCUCUAAGCCCGCGCUCGAAGAGCCGAAACCAUUAGCCACAACGGAGCCAGCACCGCCACAAACAGAUGGCUCGGCACCGGAAACGCCCGCCGAUGAAGAGCGGCCGGGGUUGGGCCCCAUGAUCAAGGCGAAGAUGUCCAAGAACGACCUUGCAGGAUCCAUGUGGAAGGCGGCCGCUGCAGUGUCUGCAUUUAAACCACGAGCCGGCGGUGCUGCCGAGAGACUGAGGAAGGCUGCCGAGCUGGCUAAAGCCGGUGAGACCGAGCCGGAUGGGAUCACUGGAGUGGUCCCUGCUCCGCCUCGGCCGGUUGCGACUCCCGAGCCUGCCCGGCCUGAAACUCCCAAGGAACAGCCAGCCAAGAGAUCUUCGAAUGUGGUGCCGGAAGUGAAGAUUACGGUGCCCAACGCGAGCCGCCCAUCAAGUAUACAAGCUGCGCCAAAAGAGUCUCAGCUUGGCACGCUGGAAGUACAGACGAAAGAAGAUCGUAAUCGCCGGGUGGCUGCUGGCAAUGAUGCCAAGUAUUUCACCGCUCUUGGGGUGGACACCAGCCUCCUCGCCGAAGCGUCUUUCGAGUUUGCCAAGUGGCUGGACCACUUUGGAUGGAUUCCCGGGGAGCAGAUGCGCAGCCGGAGCUUCGACGAGAUGAAGCUCGACAUUGAUCGUGAGAUUAGCAAGGCCCAAGCUGGUGGCUGGGUUGCCCGUUUUGAACCAGAUGACGAUCGCGUCGAUGUUAUCAAGACCGGGCUAGAUGUUGCCAUUGCGGAGUGUGAGGAGCUGGAUAACCUGCUUACGCUGUAUAGCGUCGAGCUCUCUACACUUUCGGACGACAUUGCCUAUAUCGAAGCCCAGGGACAAGGCUUGCAAGUACAGGCGUCAAACCAGAAGCUGCUCCGAAAAGAGCUGGAGUCUCUGCUGGACACUUGUGCCAUCACUAGUGAUGAUCUGCGAGCGUUAGCGGUUGCGUCGCUCGAUAGCACAGGUGGACUCGAAGAUAUCGAGCAGGCCCUGGUCACGCUUUACAAAGCUAUGAUGAAGAUCGACCCGUCGUUGACCGCCGCAGGGCCACGGAAGAGCGAAGACAUGAGCAACCCCGACCAGCCUGCCGGCCUGGGCACCGAUUACGGCAAGAUGCGCAUCGUGCAAGAGAAGAAGCAGAUGUAUAUCUCUGAGAGUUCCCAAUUUCUCAUGAAGCUGGAGCCGUUCAUGAGCCGCCAGUUCGACCGUGCUGCGCAGGAGGUCAAGUCCGCAAUUGAAGGAUCUCUCACCAAGAAGGGCGACCCUCGCCGGCACGAUGUCGGCAGAGAGGGGUUGUGGAAGUACAGCCCACUGAUCUUGUAUGCCAGAGAGAUGGAUCUGCAAGGCUGGAACCGAAUGCUUCAGGUCUACCAGGAGAAGAACUUCCCACUAUACAGAUCUGAGUGCAAGGAUCUUGUCGAUUCAUGGAAGCGAAACAUCAAGAAGAUGACCGGGGAAGAGGUAGAACUGCUCUUCACAGCGCAGGUUGAGAAGCAGCACGAGAGCACCAUGACCGCAGCCCGCAAGCUCACGGUGAAGCGCAGCCAGACGCUCGCCAAAUCGCUACGAUCUCCGCUUGGCGAUGGCGAUCGCAAGAAGGACAAGGGCGGGGACAAUCGCAGCGCGCCCUACGAAGUGUUCGCUGGCAUUGUCGACGAUGUUCUGCCGCUGGUUGAGAUUGAGCAGAACUUCAUUGUUGACUUUUUCCAUGCCACAACGCUGGAGACUGCAGACUUCCCCGAUCUGGUAGCGGCCAUGAAGCCUCGCGAUAGAAGAGGCGGUGACCUGAAGCGGCACCGGCUCAUGGAGCCUGAUCGAGAGCUGGCGAGGAGAGUGACCCGGGCCAUGGAAGUCAUCUUCUCGUUCCUCGAGCAAGACCUUCAGAAUACAGUAGCCUGGGUGCUCUCACAGGAUCCUUUACAAGGUGUUGGUGUUUUGGCGGUGCUGGAGCGGAAGCAAACAGAAAUGGUACAGUCGAACCAAGACUUUCUGAACACGGUACUGCAGAAGCUCCACAGCGGACUCGAGUCGCGGUUCAACAAGUUUGUGGAGGAGCAGAUCCGCGCCAUCGAAGAAACCAAGGUCAAGAUCAAGAAGCGGAAGGGGGUGAUUGCAUUCAUGCGCGUAUUCCCGCACUUCUCUACCGCGAUUGAGAAUAUGCUGGCCAGCGCCGACGCACACUCUGGCGUGCGGCGGAUGGUAGACAAGGAGUACGACCGCAUCAUCAAAUCCAUGUUCGACUCGCUCAAGUUUAUCGCUCGCGAGAACCCAGCCACAUUGACGAGCAGCGGCGCGGACCCGGAAGACAAGGAGGCGCUCAAUUUCCAUAUUCUCCUGAUUGAGAACAUGAACCACUUCCUGGACGAGGUGGACACGAGAGGUCUCGAGAUCCUCGAGGAGUGGAAGGAAGCGGCCAACAGCGAGCUGAGUGAGCACAUGUCGCUGUACCUCAACGCCGUCAUGCGCCGCCCUCUUGGCAAGCUGCUCGAGUUCCUCGAGAACGUCGAAGCACAGAUUGCGUCUGGCAAGUCGACGGGUAUCAUCGCAGCGCUGCCCAGCAACUCAAAGGCCACGUUUGACAAGGUCCUCAGCAACUACGACGGCAAAGAGGUGCGCAAGGGCAUCGAGGCACUGCGCAAGCGUGUCGACAAGCACUUUAGCGCCGACGAAGAGCACGAGGGCGGUGGCAGUAGUGGGCUCCCCAGCAUGCCGGGCUCUACGAGCACCUUGUCGACAGUCACGUCUUCGUCUGCCAGGAGUGGCGCUGGUGGCGGCGUGCUUGUGCAGCGGGUGCUCAAGGAGUGCGAGAAGUUCUACGGCGACGUGGAGCUGCGGAUCAGCAACAUCACCACGACGGUGUAUGGAGGGGAUGUCUUGUUUGAGUGGCCCAGGCAGGAAGUCAAGGCUGCGUUUGCGGCCAAGUAA
Messenger RNA from Microdochium trichocladiopsis, 4266 nucleotides. RefSeq names its product exocyst complex component Sec3-domain-containing protein. Bases 1 to 4266 code for a protein of 1421 amino acids. The record is from RefSeq and is a predicted model, not a curated record. NCBI's taxonomy places the organism in Eukaryota, Fungi, Ascomycota, Sordariomycetes, Xylariales, Microdochiaceae. The transcript has 3 exons. Gene Ontology annotation, biological process: exocytosis; Golgi to plasma membrane transport. Gene Ontology annotation, cellular component: exocyst; plasma membrane. Gene Ontology annotation, molecular function: phosphatidylinositol-4,5-bisphosphate binding.